Eucalyptus grandis is the source of this 1161-nucleotide messenger RNA. Its product is annotated as aspartic proteinase CDR1. The record is from RefSeq and is a predicted model, not a curated record. Gene Ontology annotation, cellular component: extracellular region. Gene Ontology annotation, biological process: proteolysis. The transcript has a single exon. Bases 1 to 1161 code for a protein of 386 amino acids. Gene Ontology annotation, molecular function: aspartic-type endopeptidase activity. NCBI's taxonomy places the organism in Eukaryota, Viridiplantae, Streptophyta, Magnoliopsida, Myrtales, Myrtaceae.
AUGGCGAAUGCCGUUCGCCGGUCCAUUUCCCGCGUCAACCGUCUCGAUCCGAGCUCUGCCGGUGCUCCGAAGACGCCCUCCACGACGCUAGUCCCUAACGACGGGGUCUACCUUAUGAACAUCUCGCUCGGGAACCCGCGCGUGACUGUACUGGGGAUCGCCGACACCGGGAGCGACCUCAUAUGGACGCAGUGCAAGCCGUGCGCGGAUUGCUUCAAGCAAGCGGCCCCGCUUUUCGAUCCUCGCAAGUCGUCCACGUACAAGGACAUACCGUGCCACACAUCGCUGUGCGGAGUGUUGGAUCAAACCGCCUGCUACGGACGACCAGGGCUGUGCACGUAUGCUUACAGUUAUGGCGAGAAAUCUUACACUGCGGGAACCCUAGCCACAGAGACCUUCACCAUCGGGUCCACCUCGGGCCGGCCGGUGAGCUUCCCCAAGGUGAUCUUCGGCUGUGGACACCGCAACAACGGGAACUUCGAUCCUCAUCAGAGCGGAAUCAUCGGGCUUGGGGGCGGCAGCGCCUCGCUCAUAUCCCAAAUGGGGAAGGCCACCGGCGGGAAGUUCUCCCAUUGCUUGGUCCCCCAUUCCUCGAAUCAUCAAGCCUCUAGCAAAUUGAACUUCGGGGCCAACGCCGUGGUCGCUGGCCCUGGCGUCGUCUCCACUCCUCUGAUCCAAAAGGACACAAAGACUUUCUACUACCUAACCCUAGAAGCGGUAAGUGUCGGCGAGACGAGGAUAGAAUACACCUCCGGCAACACUUCCACUUCCGUAGAAGGAAACAUCGUCAUCGACUCAGGCACGACCUUGACACUGCUGCCUCAAGAAUUCUACACCAAGAUUGAAGCCGCCGUGGUCAAGUCCGUGAAAUUACCCCGCGUCAGAGACCCGUCUCAUGUCUUUAACCUUUGUUACAAGGCCGAGAAAGAUACCAGGCUCGGCGCCCCCACCGUGACAUUCCAUUUUAAGGACGCAGACGUGAGGCUGAACCCAGCGAACUCCUUUUCUCGAAUCGCCGACGACAUCAUAUGCUUCGCGGUGCAGGCGACCCCAGUCCAGCGUAACAUCUACGGCAACUUGGCGCAGUCGAACUACUUGAUCGGAUACGACAUUCAGAAUAUGAAGUUGUCCUUCAAGCCCGUUGAUUGCACCUCGUACUGA